AUGAGUUCUUGGAAAUGGCUUCCUAAUUUUAUUUUCUUUAUCUCUCUGAUAAACCUUGUUGCUAUUGUCAAAUCCCAGUUCCCAACUGAAAUUUUUAUUCAUUAUAAAUGUCCAGACAAUGGUAGAAGGUACACAAGAAAUAGCACCUACGAAAGAAACCUUAAUACUUCCCUCUCCUCCGUUCCGCCAAAUAUUGACACCAAUGGAUUCUACAACGCCUCUACCGGAGAAACUCCUGAUAGAGUCAACGUCAUUGCGCUCUGUAGAGCUGAUCUUCAGCCUUCUCAGUGUCGUGAUUAUGUGGAAAAUGCUACGGCCGAAAUCUUAAAGAAGUGUCCAAAUAAAAAACAGGCAAUCUUAUGGCACGAAUUUUGUAUGGUACGAUAUUCCGACGAGGCUAUCUUUGGAACUCUUGCAAAUUCCCCUAUGGAUUGGGGUAAUAGUGGGGAAAAUGUCACAAAUACAGACGUUUUUUACUGGGAGCUGAAUGUAUUGUUGAACAGCCUUCACGACCAUGCCGCUUCUAAUAGCUCGCCGAAGAAGUUUGCUGCUGCCACUCGGGAUGUGAAUGAUCCGAAAUAUCCGAGAAUUUCUGCAUUUGAACAGUGCACACCUGAUAUAACCUCGGAGGAAUGUCGUGAUUGCUUAAACGAGUCUGCCCAACACAUUCGAAAAUGCUGUGAUGGUGCACGAGGAGUUAGAAUCCUUAGUCCUAGUUGCUAUCUUCGUUUCGAAACUGAUCCGGAUCCAUUCUACAACGAAUCGAUGGUUGAACCGGUAUAUCAGCCACCAACGCCACCAAUGCCACCGCCAGCGUCACCGCAGCCGCCGGGAAACGGGAAAAAUACUUCUCGAACUAUCAUUAUUAUCAUCGUUCCAAUUGCUGUGUGUCUAAUACUUGCACUUUGCAUUGGCAUCUACUUAAAAACCAAAAAAAUGCGUACACCAAGGGAAAAUGUUGACCUUGACGGGGAGAUCAGUACUGUUGAAUCCCUACAAUAUGACUUUAGUACGAUAAGAGCUGCAACAGACAAUUUCUCUGAUGCUAACAAGUUGGGGCAAGGUGGAUUUGGAGUUGUUUACAAGGGAAAACUCCCAAAAGGAAACGAAAUUGCAGUAAAAAGGUUGUCCCAUGGUUCAGGGCAAGAUGGAGAGAUGAACCCCAAAAUUUCAGAUUUUGGCAUGGCGAGAUUGUUUGUCCCGAACGAAACUCAGCACAGCACUAGCAGAAUAGUUGGAACAUUUGGAUACAUGGCACCUGAGUAUGUAAUACAUGGACACUUCUCUAUUAAAUCAGAUGUCUAUAGCUUUGGUGUCCUAAUUUUGGAAAUCAUAACUGGUCAGAAAGCUUAUAAUUUUCAGAAUGGGGAGAGUAUGGACGACCUCAUAAGUUUUGUUUGGAAAAAUUGGCACCAAGGAAUGGUUGCAAAUAUAAUAGAUCCUGCAUUGAGGACUUCUUCAGGAUCCAUGCGUGAUAUUGCGAGAUGUAUUCACAUCGGUUUGUUAUGUGUUCAAGAAAAUGCAGCUGAUAGACCUACAAUGGGAUCGGUGGUUCUCAUGCUCUCUAGUUUUUCCUUGACUCUACGGGUACCUUCACAACCUGCAUUUUUCAUGUCAGGUAGCUUUCGUCCGGAUAAUUCAUCCAAAGAUCAAUCAGAUAACACUACUCAUUUAUCAACAAAUGAGGCCUCGAUGAGUGAGUUAUAUCCGCGGUAA
Molecule: messenger RNA, 1716 nt
Organism: Fraxinus pennsylvanica
Lineage: Eukaryota; Viridiplantae; Streptophyta; Magnoliopsida; Lamiales; Oleaceae
Source: the annotation of a GenBank genome assembly